CCCUCUUCCACUCAUCUCAUCACCCCUCUGAUCUUCGUACUCUCUUCUCUGAUCUUCAUACUCUCUCCCCCCAAUUCAUCAUGUCCGCAUACACCCCGCGUCCCGCCUCUGCUACACACUACACGCAUGCUGGCUACAACGCCAACACAAACGCCUUAGGGCUGUACCUCGGACAAGAGUCCAACGCGAGGGAUGUCCGACCUGCCCAUCAUCCCCGCACGAUCCCCCAUCACACCUACACCACCCAUCAGUAUCACCACAACACCUAUCCUUCCUUCCCCCAACAAGCCUCUCCUCCAUACUCCUCUUCCUCCUCCUCCUACUCCUACGCACCCUCCCAAAGCACAUCCUACACCCAGUCUUCCAUGCCCUUCCCAAAGCCGCCGUCGAACGGCAACUCCUACGCUCCGAGAGUACCACACCUUCCUACUAGCGCCAUGCAUCAUCCCACUCUUCCCACACCUCAACUUCCAAGCAACACUUCAGCAUACGCUGCUGCAGCACAGGGUGGUUGGGAAGACGAUGAGAACGAGGAGGACGAGGAAGAGCGGGUUCGUCGAUACAUCCCUCGUCCACCUAACGCACCACGAAUGCGGACUAUCCCCCUACCCGACGUCGAGUCCGUCGUAUAUGCACCACACCCUGGUGACUCAAGGCGGCGGGAGCUUUGAAGUUUGCUUGAGAAGGGGGAUGGGGGGGAAUUGGAGGGAAGCGU
This is a messenger RNA of Somion occarium, 715 nucleotides long. The record is from the annotation of a GenBank genome assembly. NCBI's taxonomy places the organism in Eukaryota, Fungi, Basidiomycota, Agaricomycetes, Polyporales, Cerrenaceae.